Messenger RNA from Cryptosporidium muris RN66, 5040 nucleotides. RefSeq lists its product as uncharacterized. The record is from RefSeq and is a predicted model, not a curated record. Gene Ontology annotation, biological process: protein phosphorylation; protein targeting to vacuole; macroautophagy. NCBI's taxonomy places the organism in Eukaryota, Apicomplexa, Conoidasida, Eucoccidiorida, Cryptosporidiidae. Gene Ontology annotation, molecular function: protein binding; protein serine/threonine kinase activity; ATP binding. The transcript has a single exon. Gene Ontology annotation, cellular component: phosphatidylinositol 3-kinase complex, class III, type I; phosphatidylinositol 3-kinase complex, class III, type II; late endosome. The coding region runs from base 1 to 5040 and encodes 1679 amino acids.
AUGGGUAACUCGAUAUAUUCAUCUUUGGACGAUGAGGCUGAAUAUGAAAGCUUAUUAAUAGAAUAUGGAUGGUUGCAGAACUAUAGAGAGUUCUUAGGAAGAAGUAGAAUUUCCUACAACUUUAUUAUUGAAUAUCCAACUAUAGAAAAACCCAAGUUCUAUCGUUUCUUUCGAAAUAUAUCAAAGCAAGAAAAUUUAGAUAGAAGGAAGAUUAUAUCAAACUCAGGAUCUUUUGAUAAGCAGGAGUUACAAACUUCUUUAAAUAAAAGUGAACAUUUACCAUGGAUGACCGACAAUGAGAUUUAUGAUGAGGCAAAGUAUAUACCUAGUUUUAAUGGUAUAAAGAGAUUAAUCACACAGCGAAAAUAUGAUAAAAAAUUUAUUGGUAAUACUGAGAAGUCCUGUAAAAUUUUAUAUGAGCUUAAAGAGGCAAUUGAGGAAUGUAAAUUUACUUUUUCAACUCAUAUGUAUCCAAAUGUAUUGCCAUAUGACAAUGUAGAAAUCGGUGAAAACUUUUUAUAUAUUAAUCGUUUGUCAUCGAGUUGUACAGUAGAAGACUGGUUUAGUCAGUUGGGAAUGUCAGAUAUUCGGCAAGAAAUUGUCUUAAAAUGGAUUUCAUUCCAAGCAAUUAUUUCUAUAUUACAACUACAUAGCUGUGGUAUAUUUCAUGGUGAUAUUAAAUGUGAAAAUUUUCUUAUAUCACAUAUAUUAUUUACAACAAUAACUGAUUUAUGUCCUUGGAAACCAAUUUACAUUGAUAGAGAUGAUUUAAGACUAUGGACAAUAUUUUUUGAAAAGGAGAACUCUUCUAAGUGUUAUUUAGCCCCAGAAAGGUUUAUUGAUAGGGAUAAUAUGAAAAGGAAAAUAUUGAUCUAUGAGAAUUUAUACCAAUAUGAAUAUACAGAAGAUAAUUGUAACAAAAGUUUGUCUGAUGAAACUUUAUUAUUGCAGAAAAUGGACAUAUUUUCUCUUGGAUGUACUAUAAUUGAAAUAAUGAACAAUGGAAACUUAAAUUUAAACCUGAAGCAAAUUUUAAAAAGGCACAAAGAUGAAAAUAGUACUGGGAAAUUUGAAACAGAAGUAACUGAUGAACUGAAGAAUUACUUUGCAAAUAUUAUUGAAAUUACUCCGAAAAGACGUCCAAAUAUAUAUGAAAUAUUUCUUGAUACAUGUGGAAUGAAAAGAGAAGUAUUUAAUGAUCACUACAAGUAUGUAAUAUAUAAUUUUGAUCAAGAAGUGAAGAAAAAGAUAUUUCCAAAUGCCUUUCCACUUUUUUUUUACCCUUUAUCACUAAUACUAAGUCAUAGUUUAUUUUCAAAUCCUUGGAUACAAAUCUUAUUAUUGUGUUCAAUGCUACCCUCUUUAUUAGAAGCGAUUCUUUUUAAUGAAGUCAAGAUAUUAUCUGAAAAUGUAGACAAUUAUAGCUCAAAAAUAAAUCAAAGAUACCUACCAAAGAUAGAGAUAAGUUGCAUAAAUAAUUGGUCAUUUGAUAUUAUCAAAGAUACACUGCAUACUAAAAUAGAUUACGAACUAAUAAAUGAUAUUAUUUUAACCAUUAUUUUGAUAGAAUAUAAGCAAAUAAACCAUGAACAUAUAAAUACUUUUGUUGAGCAGCUUUAUAAUUACAACCAAUAUAGAGAAAAUGAAAAUAGUGAGGCUAGCUCUAUAAGUCACUCAAUUUUUCAGUUUGAUACAUGUUGUCUAUUUUCAUACUUUCAAUUAAUUCUCAGAUAUUGGCUAGAAGAUGAAGAUUUUGACAUUAGAAUUGUAGAUGGUGCAAUAGAACAGGAUUUACAAACCCAAAGGAGAUUAAGUAAAUCAGAAGAUAUACACAAAAUGAAAGAUAUUGAAGAUUAUCUAUCUUCGAUAUUAUUUAAAGUUAAACCAAAUAAUAAAAAAGUUGUAGAUACUAGCAGAAAUUUAAAUUUUCUAAUUAAUGAUGUCAAAAGUGUAUCUGAUGAAAAUCUAGCAAUUCAGUUAUAUUUAGAAAUUAUUUUUAAUUGUCUAAUGCAAAUUGUUGAACCUGAAAUUGAAUUUUGCAAUUCAGAUGAAGAUCUGCUUGUUGAUCAAGAUAUUAUUCAAAGUAUAUAUUUGCAUACUCUAAAUAUACUGGAUAUACUAUACUUAAUGCUAGGUGAGACCGGAUUAAGGGAAGUACUUAUAAACAGAAUAUUACCAAUUAUUGGUCUAUUUCUAAAGUUGGAUAGCUUUGAUUCUACAGUGAAGACUGAAACUUUAAAUUGGGUCAAUAAACAUAUAAACAUUGACAAUUACUUAAAUGACAAAGAUUUAUGUGAUAUAUUGAAUAAUGUACUUAUUAAUAAUGUUAUAGAUUUGUUGCAAUAUGGUAUUUUAAACAAAGAUAAUUUAAGUUAUAAUGUUUUAUACUCUACUAUUAAAGUGCUUUCUAAAGUGUAUAAAAUAGUCAAUGAUAAGGUAAUAUUAGAUACAUGGAUAAAAUUUAUUUUAACUUCUAAUUGUAAUCCACUUUUAAUAAUGGUAUUAAAUAAAACAAAUAAAUUAGAUCCCUUACAAGAAUACCAACCAAUAAAGAAUGGGUCGGUUAUCUUUACUCUACUGAUACAUUACUAUUAUGUAGUCCAAGAUACUAACUUAAUUGUUACGGACAUCUUUCCAUACAUUAUAGCACAAUUGAAUUCUCCCAUUUCAGAGAUUCGCAAUGGAUAUUGUCAAAUUAUUACUGAUAUUAUUAUGUAUGUGGACAUUUCCUUAUUUCUACCAUAUGGUAAAUUUUGCUUAGAAAAGUGCCUUGGAGAUGAUGACUUGUCUGUAAAUAUAACUUCAAUUGAAUGUAUAUAUAAAAUUCUUGAAACUACCUUUCUAGAAGCUAUGGAAACACAAACAGUAAAUAAUCCUAUUAUAUCUUUUGAGAUGAUGAUAUCUACAGCAUCUGAGAUAUUGACUAAUUUUAAAAUUUGGAAAUUAUAUAUAUAUUAUCAACUUUAUGAAUCAUUCAAUAAACUAUCUUUGUUUAUUAUUGAUUCAUCAAUCAUAAUGAAAGAUUGGACUAUUAUAUGUCUUUUCUUCUCAAAGUUUGAUACUAAUCUUGCAAAAUAUUUAAAUAAAAUUUUGGUUGAUAGAAUGAUCAAAGAUAAAUAUACAAUAAUUAAUAUUUUCCAUAGUUACUUAAAGAAUACCAGAAAAAAUAAAUCAAAAGUAUCCUUGUUAAGACAAAAUAAUCUCCAACCUAACAGCUGCAACACUGGAAAUACAAAAUACAAUAUAUUAAAAGAUUCGGAUAAGAAGUAUUUGAUUCUUAAUUACAAAAAAAGGGCAAUUUUCAUGAGUAAUAUACUUCCUAUAAACUCAAACGUGGAUUUAUUUAAUGAGAAUACAAAAUACAAUUCAAAAAAGUGGUUAAACAACAUUGCAUCAUUUGUAACCUUAUAUUACUCAUUGCUGUUACUAUAUGCUUAUAGCUAUGAGAGUAAGUGGACACUAAAUUUAGAUAACUUGUUUAAAGAUAUUUCUACUCUGCAAUCAGAAUCAAAGAAGAGACUAAGAAGUAAAUAUAUUCUUAAAUUUUGCUUAGAUAAACUUCCGAGUGUUGGAAAUUUGACAACAAUCCCAGAACCCCGGCUAAACAAUACUGAAAGAGAAAAUUAUUCCUAUUUUAAAAUCAGAGGUAAUUAUAAAGGAUCAAUAUACAUACAUGAGAAAUCAGUUAAAAGAAAUGGUAAUAAUAUAUACUGCAAUGGGUUUGAUAUAUAUACUGAUAUAUCAUACAGAAAUAGUGAAAUUUACUUAUGGUCUUGUAGCAACAUGAAUAAAAGCUGCUUAUAUCUUCAUAAAUAUGUCCAUAAUGAAUAUUCAUGGAAGAAUGUAAAUAAAAAUGAUCAAUAUGUAUAUAGAAUACCUAAUGGAAGUAAUAUUGCAAAUCAAUUAGAAAUACUAAACUGGUCAUACUGCACUGGAAUGGUAUCCCAAAGCAAUAAUUUUGGCGUAGUUAUUGGAACAAAUAAGGGCAAAUUACUGCAAAUUUUUAUAAGUGAUAAGCCACAUACUUAUGAAUUUCCAUUUACAAAGUAUAAUUCAAAAAAUAUACAACAUCCAAGUAUUAUUUUAUUAAAAAAAUUAAAUUCCUUAGAUAAUGAAUUUGCAACAGUCUAUAGUAAUGGACAAGUCUCUUUAAAUGAUUUCCGAACAAUAAAAAAAAAUAUUUUAACCACUAUUCCACCUGAAUUGGGAUAUGUAACCAAUAUAUGUACGGAUUGCAUUAACAAUAAAUGGAUAUGCGUUGGUACUAGUGAAAAUUUCAUUAUUAUCUUUGAUAUCCAAUAUAUCAGAAAUUUAAAAGUAUGGAAAAUCAUUGGUAUAAAUUUGGAUACUAAAGAUAUUAGAAUUAAUGGUAUAUCAAAUGGAAGUAUAUGUCAUAAUCUCACAAGAAUAUUACUAUCACUUGAUAAUAAUACUUUAAUACUGUUUGAUUGGGUUAGUGGUGAAGUUAUCAGCAAUUAUCCUAAAGAUAGUGAUCAUUUUAUAAAAUUCCAGCAAUAUAAUCAAAUGAACAAAUACAUUGAUGUAUAUGCUACAACCUUUUCUCAACUGCAUUCUUAUAUAAAUAUUAAAAAGGACCACUUUGAUCAAUACUGCGAUUGUCUAUAUUGUAUAACAAACUAUAUUAGGAAAGGUGGAAUGAUAUGCUAUCAAGACAAUAUUAGCCUAAAUUUUAAUAAUGUAUGCACUACUCUAAAUGAACAACCUCAAUACAAUUACUACAAUCAAUAUCAUACAUGUCAAGUUGGGCCUAUUGCUACAGAAAAUAAUUCGUAUUCUUAUUUACUUGGUGAUUCUCUUGGAAAUAUUUUCCAGUAUAUAAAUAGUAAUUAUGAUGGACAACUUAUUUCAUAUAACUGCAUAGUAAAGAAAUUUGACCAAAUUGAAGAUCUAGGCUUGCCAAAAGUAUUGGCUGGUCACAAAGAUUUAGUAACAUCUAUUAGUAUAUUAGAUGGUUCUUUUUAUAAUCAAUACGGUCUAAUAACCGCAUCUAGAGAUGGAGUAGUUUCUUAUUGGACAUAA